Messenger RNA from Gloeophyllum trabeum ATCC 11539, 2020 nucleotides. RefSeq lists its product as uncharacterized. The record is from RefSeq and is a predicted model, not a curated record. NCBI's taxonomy places the organism in Eukaryota, Fungi, Basidiomycota, Agaricomycetes, Gloeophyllales, Gloeophyllaceae. Bases 152 to 2020 code for a protein of 622 amino acids. The transcript has 2 exons.
AUGGGUAUGGAGGGCGAUGUACCUCGUACCGCCCACCGUCUGGAAUCUGUCUGGGUAAUUGCAGUUUCUCCUCUUUGCCAUCGAAUUCGCUUGCUACUCCUCGAACACACUCCUCUCGCAAGUUUUAUCAUUGAAUCUUACGGCUAGCGACAUGACUUCUCUAUUUUCCAAAGAUACCAUGCUUUCCGGCUCCAAACGCCAGCAGCGCAGUCGGGUCCGAAAACCUAAAGCAUCCAACUGGAAAGAUUUGUGCCCUCUGAUGGGCAAGCCACUGCACGCUGUUCCUGAAGUCGCCGAGGAGGAGGAAGUUUACUAUCAACAGACAUUUCCGACCACACCUUCGUCGUGUUCUUCGCAAGUGCCGUGCUCUGCCAGUCGCAACCUCGGGGGCAGUUCGACUCUCGGACCGAGGCGCUGUGGCCCAGAUGUCGUCCUAGACAUCAGAGCUCCUGAGACGAGAGCGACCCGGCCGCGCCCAGUGGGAUUCACUGGAGCGGAAGAAUUCUCUCUGAAGAGCACGGCUGAUUUCGAAUAUGAAUCGCCCCGGCCAGCUCCCCGGCCCCCAUUACCCGCGUCCUCACCAACGUCCUCAUCUUCCCGCUUAUCAUCGUACGACAGCGACGUAACAAACUCUCCGGACUCGUUAAACCUACGAUUCUCCGACAUCGGAUUAGUCCUUGACUUCCCCCAGCCACCUAGGGCCUUGUCCCCCAGCCGAAGAGAACCCUCACGCUCACCCACUCCAUCCUUGAUGAGCAGCUGCACAUCUCGCACGAGUGGCUCUAACACGAGCCUUGCUGCUUCGAGCAUAGGAAUCCCGACAACCCCGGUUACGUCCGACGAUGAAUUCCCGCCUUCACCCUUGUCCAAAGCGGCGCCCGUGCGACCCUUACAGAUUGCCAAGAAGGACGUCGAGUGUCACGCGGCGGAAGAGGACGACUGGAUCGACGACGACGGCGAAUGGUACAAGAAGCAGUUCGAAGAUAUAUUGACCCUCUGCUCGCCCUUACCGGCGGCAUUCCGGGAGCCCAGCUCUCCGGUGAAUAUCGAAGCACCUGCAGCCGCCCGGCCUGAGUCUCUCAUGCAUGUAUCACGUUGGUGUUCGAGUAUGUAUGGCAAACCCGCGUGUCCAAGCGCUCAGCUUGACCCCACCUUCCCCGUCCGAAGGCGGUCUGCUAUCAAGCUCCCCAACCGACCUCCCCCACCAGUUCCUUCGGCACGCCGCCGCAGUCGGAGCUCCCAGAGUUCCGUCGCCAAUGCGGUACGGUCUGCCAAGAACGAGCUUACGAUCACCAUCCCGGCUCGCUCGCGCCCGCCGCCUCGCAUGUCGGUGCCUGCAGAUGUCAGCGAUGUCUUUGGCGAUCUCCUCAGCCCCGAGGGUCACGGUGUGGUUUCUAGAGUCGCGGACGGGAGCACGCAGGAAUUGUUCCUUCAGCCCGAGACGCCGAGCGUGUACUCUCAAAACACCGACAGUGCCGACGGUGACUUCUACGCGUCCCCAUUAUUUAUGGGCGUGGAGCUGCCGCUGUCGCCUAUAGAUUUGCAGCUGGAGAUCGCGACGACGUUGGAGCAGGUUCAGCGGAGAGGCAGGGAGGGUGCAGAGGCGGCGAUGCCUGACACGCCCGUCGGGCAGAUGUACAGCCCGCACCCGACGUGCUCUGAGGAGGCUCAGGAGAGACCGCUGCGUUCACGUUGGUCAUCUUCGACUUUAUCGUCCAUCGCUGAAAGCCAACCGCCGAUGUCGGCGUCUUCUAGCAUAUUGAGGUUCAACUUCUCGCCAAGGAGAGGAAAGACGAGGGAGAAGGCGAAGAGCGGGUUCGCGGGCUUGAUGAGCCCGAAGCCCGUCUCGGAGCGAGGGUCGUUCCAAAUGGAUUUUAACUAUGCGAUGGACUCGAGGACGCUUGGAAGGAGGGGCAGCCGAAGCUCCAACGCCAGCGACAGCGCUGAGAGUUGCGACAGCGCGGGUAGCAAUGGGCUGAGGAGGAAGCCCAUUCCUGUGGAGAUGUUCAUCCGGUGUUGA